AUGGACUUAGGCAUCGCAGGAUUUGGGACAGCAACGACGGUUAUGGGCUCUCAGGUGUCUACUGGCGACUCUAGCAAGGGUAUCAGGGCAUCUUUCACAUUCUUCGGCUUGAACACUACCGCAAGCACUCUGGUUUCUACUCUGGAACCAGUGAAAGCACGCGUAUUGGGAAAUGAAACAAGCCAGGGCCUGUCCGUAACCAUCUCAACCCCGACGGUAUUCGAUUCAUACAUGGCUUUCGUCGACAGCCUCAACAAUCCAUCGGAGCCGGUGGCACAAAUCAGUUUGAUCUCCAGUCGUCUCCUCGGCCGCAAGGAGCUGACAGAUAUUCCUCUUGACACACUGCGCUCUCAUCUACAGAGCAUUACCACCUCGCAGGUACAAGGAAGCGCUUCCUCCCUCAUCUUUGGGCUCCAAGGGGGCCCUGGGACGAACCAGGUUGAGGAAAAGAUGCGUGGAGCUGUGACGCCAGCUUGGAGAGCAGCGUACAUCCACCUCAUCAGCACUGGGGCGUACGUCAAUAUUACAGACUCCACACCCCAAGAUGCUUUGGCGACCGCAGCUGCAUGGACUGAAGAGAACAAGGAGGCUGUCUGGCGUAAGUGGGCACCUGGAUCUGGCUCAUACUUCAACGAAGCCAAUCCUUUCAACACCAACUUUAAGGAGGACUUUUUCGGUGGGAAUUACGAUCGUCUAUUUGAUGUCAAGCAGAAGUACGACCCUACUGCUAGCAUGUUCGUUCUUUCAGGCCCUGGAAGCCACAUGUGGGACUACAAUCUGGACACUGGCAGAUUGUGUCGCAUGUCGUAA
This is a messenger RNA of Colletotrichum siamense, 810 nucleotides long. RefSeq names its product FAD-linked oxidoreductase apf9 (gene apf9-0). The record is from RefSeq and is a predicted model, not a curated record. The transcript has a single exon. Lineage: Eukaryota; Fungi; Ascomycota; Sordariomycetes; Glomerellales; Glomerellaceae. Gene Ontology annotation, molecular function: oxidoreductase activity; flavin adenine dinucleotide binding. The coding region runs from base 1 to 810 and encodes 269 amino acids.